AUGGGAUUGACGCCUGGUGCUAUUCAACUAAUAAUAUCUGGAAGAUAUGUCCUUUCUCCGUGCUUACAGUUGUCCAAUCUUUCUUCUAUUGAUCUUGGUAAUUCUCAAUCUCAGGUGGUAACUUGUUGUCUCUCUGAUGGUAUUCAGUUUUAUACCCCAUGUAUAUUACCAGUUGUUCCUGAUGUGCGUCUUCAAGAGAACUCAGUUGUCAUUCUGGAUGACUAUUCUUUCCAUUUUUCUCCUGGCUUUGACAAGUUUAUUAUUAAAGUCUUUGGUUAUAAGUUGAUUCCUGAUGCUCUUGAGAAUGAGUUAGUCCAGGGUUCCCAUCUACCCUUAGUUACUCCCCUGUUGUUGGAUUUCUCUCAUAGAUCAGAUGAUUUGAUGGAUUUGUCCCUUAAUGAGAGUUCUGUUGAUUUGGGAUCGGGCGUUGAAUUAAAUGAUUCUUCUUUUGAGGAACAGUUCCCUCCAGAGAGAAGUCCUGUUGUUCCUCAAUCGCCUGAGCUUCCAGCUAUUACAGGAUCUCCAUUGGUAGGAACCCUUGACUUGAGUCAAGGUACCUCGGGAUGUGCAACUUCUUCAAGGAUUUCUCUUCCUCCUGUGACCUACUCUACUCAUUUUGUUCAGGCUUCUUCCCUCCUUUCCAAGAGGAAUCAGGCUAUCCCCAAUAAAUCUUUGCCUAUUUUCAGUUUGUCCUGUCAAUCCCAAUGGACCAUCCAAGGACGUGUUACUUAUAAAGGGGCUUUAGGAGACCUCAAGCAAACAAAAGGACAUUGGUUUUUCUUUGAACUUUCAGAUCUCUCAGGCACCAUCAAGAUAAACGCUUUUCAGGAGGAAUGCAAUCGGUUUUUCAACAUUAUUAAGCUUGGUAGCGUUUAUUCCAUUUCUAAUGGGGAGCUGGUAGCCGCUAAGCCACCUUUCAAUUUCACAAAUCAUCUUCGUGAGAUAACCCUAAAAUAUUUUAGUACUGUAAAGGAGGAAUCAGAUUUCAACGAUGCUGAAUAUCCCAAUGUCCCUUCUAAUUUUACUAAGAUAUCCAAUUUGGCCAAUUUACCUCCUAAUUCCAUUGUGGAUGUCAUUGGAGUUUGCGUUUUUGUUACCCUGAUUCAUCAGAGAACUCGGCGUUCGAUUUUAAUCCAAGAUGAUUCAUUCUCAGAGAUCCGUCUGUCUAUCUGGAAUUUGGCUCCUGAAGAUUUUAAUCCCCCACUUGGAUCCAUACUCGUUGUAAGACGAGCCAGACUUACUCAACAGCAAUGUGGCCUUAUUCUUACUAUUUCUGGACCUAGUUCCACUAUCUGCUUGAGUCCUAGCAUUCCUGAGGCUACCGCUCUAAUGGAUUGGUAUAAAAAACUCAAUUCUUCCGUUUCCUUUUCCUCUCUAUCUAGGGGAUUUUUUGGUGAGAUUUCUCACAUUAGUUCUUUGCCCCAGUCACUUCAGGACGAUGUCAUUGUUUAUACCAAUUUGGAAGUCCUUGUUAUCUCUGGUGAUGUCUUCAAGUACAAGGCUCAUACUGUCUGUGGUCGUCGAGUCAAGAUCUAUCAACGUGACAUUCCUGUCUGCGAGAAUUGUCUUGACACCCUUCCUAAUCUAUCUGAUCAGAUAGUCAUUACUUUGAAGAUUUCUGAUUCCUCUGGUCAAGCUGAGGUACAAGCAUUUACAGCCGUUGCCCUGGAAUUACUAUCCAAAUCCAUCAAUGAUAUCUCCAGUAUAACUGAAUCUAGCCUGACCCUGGACCUGGAGGAUAUCCUCAAUACGACCCUUAGAUUAUGUAUCAAGUCCCGAGUAACCUUUCUUCAUGAUAAAAAACAUCUUCAACACUCCAUUAAAUUUUUCUCCAAGGAUAUUACUCCUGAAAUCUAG
Tetranychus urticae (two-spotted spider mite) is the source of this 1857-nucleotide messenger RNA. NCBI's taxonomy places the organism in Eukaryota, Metazoa, Arthropoda, Arachnida, Trombidiformes, Tetranychidae. The record is from RefSeq and is a predicted model, not a curated record.